Impatiens glandulifera is the source of this 1647-nucleotide messenger RNA. Its product is annotated as protein VAPYRIN-LIKE-like. Lineage: Eukaryota; Viridiplantae; Streptophyta; Magnoliopsida; Ericales; Balsaminaceae. The transcript has a single exon. The record is from RefSeq and is a predicted model, not a curated record. The coding region runs from base 71 to 1477 and encodes 468 amino acids. Gene Ontology annotation, molecular function: protein binding.
CAUCAAUUUGGUAUUAUUUUGGUCAUCUCUCUCAAGAGUCUCAAACAGAGAAUCAGUGAUCCAUCCAUCCAUGGAUAGACUUGUGAAGCCAGAUGUUAAAGAAAUAACUCUGAAUUUCACCAGAGGCCGCCGCACCUCCGCCACCUUCCGCCUCACCAAUCUCAUGCACACCAUGUCAGUAGCAAUCUCCCUCUCCACCACCAAUCCUUCUUUCUCCUUCACCCACCAUUCUUGCUCCCUCAUCCCUCCUCUCUCCACCGCACCUUUCACUCUCCAAAUCUCUCAACUUUCCGACGAACCUCCCCUUUCAACUCCACCCGACUCCGUCUUUGUCCGAUCGGCCAUGCUUCCGACUGGAAAAGCUACUCAAGAAGAUCUCCGUCGUCUCUUCUCCAAACCCGGCCCUCACGUCUUCAAGGACGCCACCAUUUCAAUCUCUCUCGUGGGUCCUCAUGUAGUUGAAUCUCUUCUUUCACCUCCUUACAAAACCCUAGAAAUCGCUUUCCUACUUUCCAAAGCGAUCUCCGGUUGCGAUGGAUCAGAUCUCAGUUCCCUUCUUCAAUCCGCAGCUAGGAAAGGGAAUUCCACGUUUGUAUCGGCUUUGAUUGACGCCGGAGCCGACGUUAAUCGCCGCGAUUCAGAUGGACAAUCGGCGAUGUCGCUUGCAGUUCAAUCAGGGAAAAUCGAUUGCGUCAAGAUCUUAAUCGAUUCGGGUAAUUACGUAAUCGACCAUUCAUCCGACCGAUUCCUUCACGACGCUGCGGUGAAUUCCGAUCGGGUUGAUUUAAUAGAGCUUCUCCUUUCACGAUUCCCUGACACAGAUCUGAAUUCCGUCGAUUCCAAAGGCAGAACCCCUCUUCACGCGGCGGCGAUCCAUGGCCGUGUUGACAUAAUCAAAACCCUAAUCUCUCACGGAGCCGAUACAGACGCGAUGGAUGGAAAAGGAUGGACCCCUCUUCACUGUACAGCGGCGGAGGGACAUACAGAGGCGGCUAAGAUUCUGAUAAACAAUUCAUGGAUAUCGAAACACGCGAUUACAUCCGACGGGAAGACUGCGUUCGCGUUAGCGAUUGAGAGUGGUCAUAUAACUCUGUAUAAUACGUUGCAUUUGGGAGAUGAAUUGCAAAGGGCUGCGAGAUUGGAGGAUAUUCAUUCGAUGAAGAGUUGUUUAGUUGAAGGAGUUGAUGUGAAUGGAAGAGAUCAGAAUGGAUGGACUGCCCUUCAUAGGGCGGCGUUUAAGGGAAGAAUGGAGAGUGUGAAGUUAUUAAUUGAGCAUGGUGCAGAAGUGAAUGCGGUUGAUGAUGGUGGAAGGACGGCUUUAGAGUUGGCGAUGGAGACGGGUCAUGUUCAAAUUGCGAUGAGGUUGAUGGAUUAUGGAGCUAGAGCUAAUAUGAAGAAGACGAUGAUGAUUGAGAAAGCAGAGGUGGAUGAGAUGAAGAAGAAACAUCAUAUGGAGAAGAUUGUGAUGCAAUGUUGAGUUGUGAUCAGAGGACAAAAAUGGAGGUUUCUUCAUGUUCUUCAUCAUCUUCAUGAUCAUUCUUACAUAUUCAUAAUACUACUACUGUACAUAGUUACAGCUCAAUGUGUAUUUGGAAACACUUAUAAGAGAGUUUUCUUCAAUAAAUUAUAUUGCAAAGUUUAAUAUUG